GGAAACAAAAUGGCACCGUCGGACACUCGAGUCACGUGACCAUCCCAAUCGAUAAGAGUCGUGGGGUAAACAGAAUAUAAACCCACUAGCGGAUGUGUCGUCCGUUUUGUAAACUUGGCCCCUCGGGAGCGGUGAGCGGACGUGCUUGUAGACAGAUCAUAAAUAUGGCGGGAAAAUGGAAUACGUACACGCAUGUGCUGCUCGUGGUAACGGCUUUAUCGUCUGCUGUCUUCUCCGAAAAUACCAAUGAUUUACAAUACACCUUCGAAGAUCCAAACAGCAACGGGGACAGCGAUCUGAAUGAUGUCAAACCUGACCUUGACCUUGCAACUUUUCAAAAUGAAGGGUACAGUAAUUCACCGGCACAGCCAAUAGGAAGCACGUGGGAUGCCGUCCAACACGAGAUCGGGAAGGUUAUUGGGAACGGGUAUGUUCCCAAUAAAGUGUCUCGACCACAAACCCAAGAAACUCCCGAGGUUCCUGAUACGGACAUCAACAGGGAGGAAGCAUUACGAAGUAUGUACGCUCGACUCGUUUUGGCUGCAAAAUCAAAGCGAGGUUUGUAUGGAAACGUCCUCGGUGGAUACAAGCUCGGCAAGAGAGAGUUCAUUCCGUACGAGUUCAUGAAUGAAUACCAGAAGCGUCUAUUUGGUAGCGUGCUCAACAACUACAAGUUUGGUAAACGUGUGCCGGAAGAGCUGCCGGAAAACUACGUGACAGGCGGACAAAUUUACGACAACUACAGGGAGGACCCCCGUGAAAGGAAACGAGUGUUUGGGGGAGUCCUCGGGGGUUACAAGAUGGGGAAAAGGAAUCUUCUAAACGGCUACCGUCUGAGACGGGUGUGGUAUCCACACCCGUCCUAUCGAAGUGUUUACGACAAUGUCCAAAGGGACUCCGCAUGAUCUGGUCGAAUACACAAUGUUAAUCAUCAGAAUUCAGGGAUUAAAGUAAAAGCAUAGAUACAUGGA
This is a messenger RNA of Haliotis rufescens (red abalone), 971 nucleotides long. RefSeq lists its product as uncharacterized. Bases 93 to 905 code for a protein of 270 amino acids. NCBI's taxonomy places the organism in Eukaryota, Metazoa, Mollusca, Gastropoda, Lepetellida, Haliotidae. The record is from RefSeq and is a predicted model, not a curated record. The transcript has 3 exons.